AGUUAAACUACGCGCAUGCGCACACAAGGCGAAAGUAUGGCGACUACCAGUGAAAAUAUCGAGUGUAUGGGAAGCACUAUGAGGAGAAGACACAAAGGCGAAAUUAGUAAUUUAGUUGAACAGUCAGAGAACAGCAAUAGUGAAACAGUUCAACAAAAUGAGAAAUACGAUAAGAAAGAAAAGGUUCGGCUGGGAACAGGGACUUACUGGCUCACUAGGACUGUGCUAUUGCGGUCUAUUGCCUGCAUGUAUUUUAUUGCCUUUACUGUGGCUUACAACCAGAACAAACAGUUGAUUGGGGACAAGGGCCUCACACCUUGCAAAGACUACCUGCGUAGUGUCAAACGUUAUGUGGGUGGUAAGAUCGGCAUGGCUGCACUCACAUACGCUCCCACUAUUUUGUGGUUCUUGGACUGGGAAGACAUGAAUGGCAACCUAGAUGGCAUUGCCCUUGUAGGAUUGGCACUUUCUGGCUUUGUCCUCAUAUUAGGGACGGCCAACAUGAUUAUCAUGGCAGUGCUGUGGAUCCUGUAUCACUCCAUAGUAAAUAUUGGACAGCUGUGGUAUUCCUUUGGUUGGGAGAGCCAGUUACUUGAGACAGGAUUCCUCUGUAUUUUUCUGUGUCCUUUAUGGAGUCUUGCACAGAUUCCACAUAACUGCCCACCUUCUCUCAUCUCCAUUUGGUCUUUCCGUUGGCUCAUAGUGCGAAUAAUGCUUGGUGCAGGCAUGAUCAAGAUCAGAGGAGAUCGUUGUUGGAGAGACCUGACCUGCAUGGACUAUCACUAUGAAACGCAGCCUGUUCCUAACCCAAUCUCAUACUAUUUACACCACUCUCCUUGGUGGUUCCAUCGAUUUGAGACCCUAAGUAAUCACUUUAUUGAGCUUGUUGUGCCUUUUUUCACAUUCAUGGGCCGACGCAUGUGCAUGGUAAAUGGAGUCCUGCAAAUCCUCUUCCAGGUAGUUCUUAUAAUCAGUGGGAAUCUUAGCUUCCUGAAUUGGCUAACUAUAGUACCAAGUUUAGCUUGUUUUGAUGAUGCAGCAUUAGCAUUUCUGUUCUGGCCUGUUCAACAAACUAAAUGGACUUUACUGAAGCUGCAGAAUGAGGAGGCAGCAGGACAAACAGCCACUAAAGGCAUGCUCAUUAGGCGAUUGGUUAAUGUGGCUUUUGGAAUUUUAAUUGCAUAUUUGAGUGUUCCUGUGGUGAUCAACCUUCUAAGUCCUAGGCAGGUGAUGAACACAUCUUUUGAGCCUCUCCGUAUUGUCAACACUUAUGGGGCUUUUGGAAGCAUUACUAAGGAGAGAACAGAGGUGGUGUUUCAGGGCACACUUAAUGUUACACACUCUGAUGAGGGUGUUGUAUGGGAGGAGUAUGAGUUUCUGUGCAAACCGGGAGCUCUAGAUAGAAGACCUUGCCUCAUUUCCCCUUAUCACUACAGACUGGACUGGCUGAUGUGGUUUGCUGCCUUCCAAACAUAUGAGCAGAAUGAAUGGAUCAUUCAGAUAGCAGGCAGACUUCUAGCGAAUGACUCCACUGUGCUUUCAUUAAUUGACCAUAAUCCAUUUCAGGGAAAAGACAAACCUCGGUGGAUACGAGGAGAACACUUCAGAUAUAAGUUUACCAAGCCUGGGAGUGCUUCUGCAGCCAAGGGGAAAUGGUGGGUCAGAAAGCACAUUGGGCCUUACUUCCCCCCAGUCAAUUUGGACGGCCUCAGAAAGUACUUUCGGUCAAGAAAUUGGCCGCAACCAGAUGUCUAAUUGACUAGUUUACAUUGACAGCAGUUUGUCACACACACAGAAUGUGCACCUUCAAAAAUUCAGGCAACUCCCUUAGAAGUACUCUACUCACACUUCACAUAGGUGCAGAAUAAUGCAAAUAAAUAUAUAUAUUUUUUGCGAUACGUGUGUGUAUAUAUAUAUAUAAUCAUAUAAAUAAAUGUAAAAACAAUAAAUGAAUGAUUAUACCAUGA
Messenger RNA from Hemibagrus wyckioides, 1967 nucleotides. RefSeq names its product lipase maturation factor 1 (gene lmf1). Gene Ontology annotation, biological process: protein maturation. Gene Ontology annotation, cellular component: endoplasmic reticulum membrane. The record is from RefSeq and is a predicted model, not a curated record. The transcript is spliced from 11 exons. Lineage: Eukaryota; Metazoa; Chordata; Actinopteri; Siluriformes; Bagridae. Bases 16 to 1755 code for a protein of 579 amino acids.